CAAAUACCAAGUGAAUUUUGCUCGAAUUUUCUCUUCAAAACAUAGCCAUAAUGAGUUCUGGAAAACACCUCGGCAAAGGUUCAUCGAAACCCGUUCUGCCCGACGAUGGAAAACUGCGUUUGUUUUCGAUGCGCUUCUGCCCAUAUGCAGAGCGCGCACAUCUUGUGCUGAAUGCCAAGAAGGUGCCCUACCAUACCGUCUAUAUCAAUCUCACCGAGAAGCCCGAAUGGCUGGUGGAGGUGAGCCCGCUGCUGAAGGUGCCUGCACUCCAACUGCCGGGGGAGAAGGGAGAGCCCUCGCUCAUCGAGUCGCUGAUCAUUGCCGAGUAUCUGGAUGAGAAGUAUCCGCAGAAUCCUCUUCUGCCCAAGGACCCUCUGAAGCGGGCCGAGGAUAAGAUCCUGGUGGAGCGCUUCAGUGCCGUCACCAAUGCAUUCAUGAAGAUCUUGUUCCACAGCACUGGCCUCGAUGACUACUGGCUUGCCCUGGAGAUCUUCGAGAAAGAGCUGGUCAAGCGGGGCACACCCUUUUUCGGCGGCGACAGGCCUGGCUUUGUGGACUACAUGAUUUGGCCCUGGCUGGAGCGUCUGGCUGUGAUUGGGUUCAUCCUCGAGGACAGCUACAACUUCGAUGCAAAACGCUUUCCCAGGAUUGCCAAUCUGAUUGAUCUGCUCAAGGCGGAUGAUGUGGUGAAGUCCUUCUAUGCUACGCCCGAGCAGCACAUCGAGUUCUGGAGAGGCCGCAAGUCGGGCAACACCAACUACGAUCUGCUGGCCUAGAUCUCGAGAUACUCAAUUCUAUAGUUCUUACUUUCUGAUUCCGAGAGAUGAAUAAAGUUUUUCAAUAACAGAA
Drosophila persimilis is the source of this 849-nucleotide messenger RNA. RefSeq names its product pyrimidodiazepine synthase (gene GstO3). The transcript has 2 exons. The record is from RefSeq and is a predicted model, not a curated record. Gene Ontology annotation, biological process: glutathione metabolic process. Bases 51 to 776 code for a protein of 241 amino acids. NCBI's taxonomy places the organism in Eukaryota, Metazoa, Arthropoda, Insecta, Diptera, Drosophilidae. Gene Ontology annotation, cellular component: cytoplasm. Gene Ontology annotation, molecular function: glutathione dehydrogenase (ascorbate) activity; glutathione transferase activity.